AUGCUGUCUCCACAAGAGGUAGCGGAAGACGAGACCAUCUUCCGUCCGGAUGGGUUCAUCAAGUUUCCGCGCUCGGAUGGAGAUCCGCUCUACAACCCGCCAAAUACCGAAGUGCCUCCCAAAUCAGACAAGGAGGUCAACUACUACCAUGUCUUCUCGCGCGAGGAGAAGAGGCACGACACCUGGCGUGGUGCACUCGGCGAACAGCUGGCGCAGCACUUUAAGCUCGACACGCUCUCCCGCUCCAAAGCCAAGUGGAAGCUCUACGACUUUCCGGAGAACUACGCCUUCACAGAGCAACGCAAGGGCCCAGCAUACGAACCACGCACAGACCCUUACCUGUUCGGCAGCCAAGGGCAUCGCUUCCGCUCGACCAGGGAAGCUCUCGAACAUUUCAUCUGGCUCCUCUCCGAUCCAGACAUGAACGUCGCCAACUGCCGAUGCAAGUACUGCCACAAGGGUCCACGUGCCUCCCCAGGUGGCGAUGGUACACCGAAAAAGGCCGGCGUCAAGCGAAAGGGCGAACCGCUCAGCGCAUCCAGUGCCGCUCAAGCCGGUCGUCGUGGCAGAAAGUCCCAGAACGGAGAUGGUGUCGAGGUGGUGCAGUCACAAACCGCGAUCACGGUGCGCGGCGUCGAGAUGACUCGGCUCGUACCGGGACACACCAUCGCUUCCGUGCCUCAGCGCGACCAGGAGACGUCGCAUGCGCUCAAACGGGGUGAAAAGGAACGAUUCCGAGUCGGCGAGGUAGCUUGGUGCACGCUCGACGAGCCAGUGGUCGAUCCUUCCAAUGCGGAAAGGCAGAUCAAGAUCUGGCCUGUGGUCUUCGUGGACCCCAGCUUGGACUUCAAAACCACGCUCGGCUACGACCCGAACGACGACGACGAUAAGCAAAAGUCGAGCCUGGAAGCGGUCUCUGCUCCGAGCAAGCGUGCCGCAUCGCCGCGCGCAAUGGGUGCUGUCGGUGCGGUGGAGCAGUCCAUGGCGUACCAUGUGAAUCUUUUCGGCACGACGGAGAAGGCAAAGGUAUCCGAGGCCUCGUUGACGCCCUUUCUGGCCGGAUUCAUUCCGGACGGUUCUCUGCUCGAGAGCGAUCUGGGUUCGCGCGAAGACCAUCAGUGGUUGUUCAGCAAUGACGAAUUCCCACAUCUCAACCUGUCGAGGCAGCCCGGCCUUGCCGCUCCCGAUUUCACGAGAGCGAUCGUCACGUGGGGUUUCGCCAUCGAGGCAGCGGCGGUGCUGCGCAACCUGUACAAUGUAACGGACGCGUAUUCGGGAUCGGAUACUCCGCAGGGGGUGUUGCGCGAUCUCGGCGGCAUAGCAGCUGACGGUGACGCUCAAUCGACGCUCGGCAUGCGAUACUACCAAGGCAUCUACUUUGGAUUGGAGCGACUAUGGGUGGGCGACGUGGUACGACUCAAACUGUCGAGGAGCGACAUCAAGAAGCUGCAGCAACAGCUCAACGCAGCGCUGGUGGCAGAGACGCAACCGGGCGCACCGGAAGCCAAAGCGAUUGUUCUGGAUGAAGAAGGAUCGUACGUGCUACAGCUUGCGGCGAUCUACGAGGACCCACGCGCACCCAAGACGAUCCGUGUUGCGGGCGAGAUCUACCAGGUGAUGCCGCAGGCCAAGUACAACGCGAUCAAAGCCGACGUCGAGGCGAGCAUCAAGAAGCUCGAAUCGGACGACAGCCUCGACGCGGCUGCCAGGCAGGAAGAAGCCAAGCAGCUCGAAGCUCGCCUUCCCCAACCCAGCAUCCUCGCCGGCAAGCCCGGGUUCCCACCCAUGCCGCCGCUCCCCGCCGGAUUCGUCAUGAUCUCGCUCAACGAUCGCCUCCAGACGCGCAUCCCACGCGAGACGACGCUCACCAUCAGCCACGUGGCAGGCAGGAUGUACCCUUCGCUCGGCAUGCAUUCCGACGGACCGCGCGUAGCCGAGCAGAUCAAGGCGGGACCGACGGAUCGGAAGUCGGCGGCGGACGAGGAUACGCAGGUGGAGCUGCGCGCGCGGUUGAGCGUGGCAGGUCUGCUGUCGGGAUGUGUCAAGGCGAUGAGGGGCAAUGUGCUUGCGUGGACGCGGACGGCGAGCUUCAAGGCGGCGCUGGCGUUGGCGAAGAAGAAGAUGAGUAUGAUCAUUACGGGUGAAUUCGACGAUUCGGAUAUGGAGGAGAUGCUGGAUGCGUCUCCGAGCAAGACGGCGGGUGGUAAGAAGGGGAAGGGUUCCGCCGCGGCGGGGGAGACACCUGCAAAGGCGAGCAAUGGGGUUGAGGUGUCGAAUGGAGCGACUGCUGCGACCGAGCUCGCGGGCUCAGCAGCGAGCGGCACGAAUGCUCAACCAGGAACACUAGCAGCAGCGGCAGAUGCGGAAACGGGCGAGACGUCGCAAGACGAGCCACCGCUGGCACCAGGCUGGGUGCCACGAAAGUCGCGAAACCUCGGCAGCUACUACUACGUCCACACCGAGACCAAAAAGACGCAGUGGGAGAGGCCGACGCUGUAA
Molecule: messenger RNA, 2499 nt
Organism: Pseudozyma hubeiensis SY62
Lineage: Eukaryota; Fungi; Basidiomycota; Ustilaginomycetes; Ustilaginales; Ustilaginaceae
Exons: 1
Coding region: 1-2499 (832 amino acids)
Biological process (GO): silent mating-type cassette heterochromatin formation
Cellular component (GO): SHREC complex; rDNA heterochromatin
Molecular function (GO): protein binding
Source: RefSeq, a predicted model, not a curated record